GCUAAUUACUUCAAAGAAGAAUUACCAAAAACAAUAAAUAACUGAUAACCCCGCUUGGAUAAAUAUCCGAGUGUUGCAGAAAUUCCUGCAGUCAUUACGACGUUCCGUUAAGAUGAAGUUCGCGUUAUGGUUUGGGUGCUUUGUGAUAUGGGUGUCAUCCGGCAAGACCCUAACUACCUUUGGAAAAAAAUCCUAUAACGAGUAUGAAAGCAACGAUAUCCCGUCCAUUUCUUCUAUGAGUCCUAUUAAUAUCCAAUCCAGAAAUGACGUAGUUUUUUGGAGAAUUUUUAUCCCACAUCGUUUUGGGUCCAGCUACAAGGAACCUACCAACACACCAGAGAAAGAAAAUAAUGAGAUCCCAACUGAGUCGGUGAUAAUCACGGAACCAUCUUCAACUCAAUGGUACUACAACGGUCCCUCAAAUCCUUUCGAUACGAACGUUUGGCCCUCACGACCAACACAAUUAUGUGAAGAAAUGCACGUACUUAUUGAUCUUGAUGACUGCCGACAGUUUUACAGAUGUCUUGGAGGUCAAUACCAAAAACAAACUUGCCCCUUUGGCAUGUAUUACCAGAACAACCGUUGCAGUAUGGUUCCUCCAGAUUAUUGCAAUAAACCAUCAACUGAAGAUAAUUCAUACACCGAUGCAGCUAAAGAUGAUUUAAUUGCCACCACGACUGCCAUGGAUUCUAUUGAAACUACCACGACAUUGCCACCGAAUUAUCCACAUUGGUGGAAAGCGAUAGCGGCAAAUCAAAACAGUGAUGAAAAUUUCAGUUUGGAUCAAGAUAUAACUUUUAAAAAAGAGCCAAUAAACGGUGAAACAAGUGAUGAGGACGAUGCGGGGUAUAUUUUAGCGACUACAACCGAACCAAUUAAAAUCACUACUGAUGAAGAGGUCACAAUUUAUAACACAUGGGGCAGUAGUGUACAAUAUGGGGAGGAGUCUUCUGAGGAAGUAACUACUGUUCAAAAUACGCCAGAUUAUAAAACGGUGUGUUACGUCUCACUGGACAAAGACUUGGAUCCGUCUAUAAUUGACACUUCUUUGUGUACCCACAUUAUUUUGGCUCACGCGAAACUGGAUGAAAGUACUUUAACAAUGGAACUUGAUGAUGAUGUGGAGUUUAUUAUUCCGCAGCUAUUGAGCAAAAUUGAACUUUCUCGUUCGGGCACAAAACUGCUAAUUUCCUUGGGAGGAUGGGAAGACUCGGGAUCAGACAAAUAUUCCCGAUUAGUAAACGAUCCGGAAAACAGGCUAGUUUUUAUGUAUGAAACUCUAAAGUUCUUAUCGCGUUAUAAUUUGGACGGGCUCGACUUAAAGUGGCAAUAUCCGAAAUGCUGGCAGAAUGGGUGCAACAAAGGCCCAGAAUCCGAUAAAUCCGGGUUUACCGCCUUAAUAGAAGAGAUGCGCGAAGCUUUCGAUCCCGCCGGUCUCCUCCUUUCCGCCUACGUGAGUCCAGUGGAUAAAAUCAUCGAUGUUGCUUAUGAUGUGCCCGCCCUUAGUAAACAUCUGGAUUUUAUUAACGUGAUGACUUAUAACUUCCACGGAUCUUGGGACGGGUAUACUGGACACGUGGCACCUCUGUAUGACGAUAUAGACUAUUUCAAUGCGGAUUUUACCAUAAAAUAUUGGAUCCGUAAAGGUGCAGAUCCCAAAAAAUUGAUAUUCGGAAUUCCGUUUUACGCCGAGGCGUUUACGUUGCAAAACAAGCGAAGAAACGGGAUUAGAGCCACCACGACCGGUCCUGGAAUUUAUCCGAAACUAUUGGCAGGCCGAACCACAGAAUUACCGUUUCGUGAUGUUUGUAAAUUGGUACAUAUGGAACACUGGACGAUUGAAAAGGACAGAUACGGAAAUAGGGGACCGUAUGCUUAUAACGGGGAUCAGUGGAUGUCUUAUGACGACGUAUCGGCGAUGCUUACAAAGGCUAAAUAUAUAAAAUCGAAAGGACUCGGUGGGGCCAUGGUGCAAUCAAUCAACGAAGACGAUUGGGAGGGAAUCUGCGGUCACGGACCAUAUCCCUUAUUAAAUGCAUUAAACAGCGAAUUGAGAGGCAACGAUUUAUUCGUUACCGAUGGUGAAGAUUGCACAUAAGAUAAACGGGGAGAAUGUUUAGUAAUAAUGUGUAGUAAUAGAACUUAAGAUAAAAUAUUGAUUUUAAAUAAA
This is a messenger RNA of Anthonomus grandis grandis, 2170 nucleotides long. RefSeq names its product probable chitinase 10. Bases 113 to 2098 code for a protein of 661 amino acids. Gene Ontology annotation, biological process: chitin catabolic process; carbohydrate metabolic process. Gene Ontology annotation, cellular component: extracellular region. Lineage: Eukaryota; Metazoa; Arthropoda; Insecta; Coleoptera; Curculionidae. The transcript is spliced from 10 exons. The record is from RefSeq and is a predicted model, not a curated record. Gene Ontology annotation, molecular function: chitin binding; chitinase activity.